UUUACAGAGCCAUCUACACAGAGGAGUAGGACACAAAUUUGCAAUGUGCUGCCUUUUUAUUGUUCUUCUUUUCAUUUUAUCUGUUGGUAGUCAGGCACUGACGAAGAUAACUCUUCAAACUGGAGCGACAGUUACCAUCCCAUGUCGUUAUGAUAGUAUAUAUAUAAACCAUAAGAAAUACUGGUGCUAUAAUGAUCAUUCAACAUUCAGUUCCUGCAAAAUUCAGGCGUAUGCCAAUGAAACAAUGGAGAGAGUGACAGUGACUGAUAACCCAGCUGAGAGUUUCUUUACUGUGACUCUGAAAGAUCUUCAGACAGAAAACACUGGAUGGUACUGGUGUGCUGUAGAGAUAUAUGGAGCAGAUGUCAGUGAAGGCCUUCAAAUCACAGUGAAAUCAGAUCCUGAUCUGUCAGUGAGGGAGAGAAGAGUGAGAGGUGAGGAAGGAGGCAGCGUCACAGUCCAGUGUCUCUACAGCGCUGCGUAUCAGAAUACACAGAAAUGGUGGUGCAGAUUCAAAGACAGGCAGUGCUGGAUAUUUAGAAAGACUGAAACAUCCCAGGAUUCAUCAGUGCAGCUCAGUGAUAAUGGGAGAAGUUCCUUCAGUGUGAUGAUGAGUGGAUUGAAGAAGAGUGAUGCUGGCUGGUACUGGUGCAUUGCAGGAGAUCUGGAGGUUCCUGUUCACAUCAAUGUCGGUGAUCCAUCUCCAGAGCCUACAGAUCCUACAGAUCAUACAGAUCCUACAGAAUACCCAAAUCCAGUGACAUUCUGCAUUGCACACGAGUGAAGGAUGUGAACCUUGCUGGCAUGGAGAAUUUAUCAAACUGGAACAUUUUCUUUGUUUUCAUAACUGCUUUCGGAUAAAAUGUGCUUCAGGGGCUUUAACUGCAAUGAACUAUAUACAGUAAAUGUACUUAGAGUAACUUGUGUAUUUUAUAUGCUAUAACAUUAUAAAAAAGUUCACAAGGAGUGUUUUCAAACCACAUAAUCAGCGCUUUUAGCGUAUUUCUUUUAAGAUGUUGUACUGUAUGUCUAUCAUACUAUUACUACAUGUUAGUCAUACAAAUUUGUGUUGUUCCUCAAUCCUACGCAUUUGGAAACAUUACAAGCUAUAACUAAAACCUGACCUUAAAGGAGAAGUUCACUUCUGGAACAAAGAUUUUGAAAUAAUUUACUCAUCCAAGAUGUUCAUGUCUUUCCUUCUUCAGUCAUAAAGAAAUGAUGUUUUCUGAGGAAAACAUUUCAGGCUUUUUCUCCAUAUAGUGGACUUCAAUGGUGCCUGCGAGUUUGUGCUUCCAAAUUGCAGUUUAAAUGCAGCUUCAAAGAGCUCUAAACAAUCCCAGCCGAGGAAGAAGGGUCUUAUCUAUCAAAAAGAUCAGCCAUUUUCUUAGAAAAAUAAAAAAUUGUAUACUUUUUAACUACAAAAGCUCAUCUAGCACUAGCUCUGGGAUGCGCAUCCAUGACACUACAUACUACGCUGAAAGGUCACGCGUGAUGUAGGCGGAACUACAGACCCAGUGUUUACUAGUGUGGAGAAGGAGGACUGCCCCGAAGUUGUUGUAUGUGGAAUAACACAAAGUUAUAUGUACCUUUUUGUUAGUAAAGAGCGUUUGACUUAUUUGCAAUUCCUUGGUCUUUGCACGUUUGCUUAGUAAACACUGGGUCGGUAGUUCCGCCUACGUCACGCGUGACCUUUCAACGUACAUUUUUGUUCUGGAAGUGAACUUCUCCUUUAAUAUGGAGAUAGCUUUAAUCCAAAUUAAGGUGUGCAGUUAUCACACUGUAGACUGUGCUGUAUGCUGCUAAGUAGUGCAUACAGCAUAAGGAUUAGCAGCUUGUUUUGGGUGGUUUUCAAGUCAUGUCAAGAAGACAUACAAUUUAGCCAUACAUUUGUUCAGUUGUUGUUAAGGUAAUAUCAUUAACAAGGGUUGCCAGAUUUCAACAAAAUAUCAAACUUAAUUGAAUCAAGACCUGAAUUAAGUUUAAAAAAUUGGUCACUGGAAACAUUUUUCUUCUUUUUCUUUUUUAUGUCUUGAGUGGGAAAGAAGGUCACAAUGGUGCACACACAUUUCUGAUACAGAGACGUAAUCCAUGCUACAAUCCUCUCUCCCAUGCUGUAAUAUGUCUUUAAAAAAGAAGUGAUUCUGUACACUGUAGCCAUGCAGUCUGCACUCACAUGUUGCUUUUGUUUGCAGCAAUUUAUUACAUUUAAUACCUAAACAAGUGUCUGCAGAGUAUUUCAAGCUAGCGCAAUAAGGUGUAAAAUCACAACCUUAGCAUCCCUGCUAUUAACUGUCCUGUGUGGAAAAUAUUUUUGUCCGAAACUAUAAUGCUCUAUUUAAUACUACUCAAUUGAUACUUUGCUAUUAUCUGACUCCAACUCCACAUUGACCCGACAGCUCAGUCAAGCAAGGCUCUAACUAAAAAAGGCCAAACUUCCCAGACUGGAUGAAUGCAGAUACAAGGUUUUAUUUGCAAUCAGCGCUGAUUACAAGAAUUGAGCUGCUCACGAAUGAACAUCCCAACAACCUCCGAAAUAAUCAUCACAAACAUAGUCUUUUCUUAUCUUUUCAUAAUAUUCAAACCAAACCCUCUUUGCUGAGAAAGUCCUGAAAUAUCAGAUUCUUUUUGGACACCAUUAUCUCUUACUUUUUAACUCUUACACAUUCCAUUAUAAUCGGACUUCCGAGGUCAGUUAUAAAAAUAGUGGGCAUCUGUGCACUUAUCAAUAGACCAAUAGCUUGUUUUCGUCAAACAGUUCAUUUUGACCUCCGAUGACAGCAUGGGCACGCUUCAGGGCCACUGCUCUGUCUUAGAUUGCUUAGUUUUAACUCAUUGCAAACAAUGUUUUCUUUCACUUCUACACUUGCUGUAGUUUUAAUCACAGGUUCCUCCCAAUUAUUCCUAACUCUAUCUCCUGCCACCCUUGGCUUCCUACGACGCGCUGCGCUUCUGCUCAGGACCUUGGGCACAGCUCCAACCCUGGCCAUACCAAGAUUGAAACUCCGUCCAAGUCUCAUCUACUUUCAACAAAGUCUGCCAGACGGACAUUACUCCCACUGCUACUGAUUCUACACAGGCUGUACAAUCUCGCACCCAGACCUCGUAGUGUUAAACCCUUCAUUGUUAAAACUGUAAAUAGAGGUGUCCAAUGAAUUAAGGUGAUGCUUGA
Messenger RNA from Hemibagrus wyckioides, 3169 nucleotides. RefSeq names its product polymeric immunoglobulin receptor-like. Lineage: Eukaryota; Metazoa; Chordata; Actinopteri; Siluriformes; Bagridae. Bases 44 to 784 code for a protein of 246 amino acids. The record is from RefSeq and is a predicted model, not a curated record. The transcript is spliced from 5 exons.